This is a messenger RNA of Lodderomyces beijingensis, 5496 nucleotides long. The record is from the annotation of a GenBank genome assembly. NCBI's taxonomy places the organism in Eukaryota, Fungi, Ascomycota, Pichiomycetes, Serinales, Debaryomycetaceae.
AUGACAGACCAUAGCUUUGCUCCAAUGAACGAUAACGUGGGGCACGAUCUACAUACUGGGGCAGCAGAUUGUGACCAGAACCAGGGCAAGAGCCAGGGCCAGCAGGAGCCGGACCCUGAAGAUUUUCCACUGAUAAUUUCAGCAGAAGGAAGUUCCCAGCAGCGGCAGCAGCAGCAGCAGCAGCAGUCUCAGCCGUCCACUGGCAAGGAUUCGCUUCAGGUGCCACAGCGACCCGGUGGCGGACGAAAACGAGGAUUGUCGCUACGGACGCAGCUCUUCAAUAAAGCCUUCAACAUUCAAGAAGAAGCAAUAGAGACAGAAGAACCGCAGCACAAGGUGGCAUUUGAGUUACAAAACAAUGUGGAGAUCCAAGACAUUUCAAAAAACACACUCCCUACACUCCCUACACAGACACAGACACAGACACCAGUACCUGUGUUGCCACCGCUUCCACCAACAUCGCCGCAGAUCAACAUUGAUGCUGCUCCUGAGCCGUUUUCAUCGCUUCGACCUUCAUCUGCAGCACUCAAAUACGACCCUUACGGCUCGCAGGACUACAUUUUGACCCAGUCUUCAACGCACCUAACUAUCAAUAGCAUGAGAACCAGCCACAGCUCGAGUUCCUUUGUUGCCAAGCGAGAAAGACUCCACGGCACGUCGAAAAAUGCCUUUCUUAGUGCGGUAAUCGAUAUCAAGAAUCGGUUGCUCGGAAUCAAGAGCUUGCCCAGCACAGAGGCUGGCAGAAUCAUCCCUCUCAGUGUGAACCCGGGGUCGGUCAACUCAUACUAUCAAGACGAAUUCUACUCUACAAAGCUCAAGGGUUAUAUAGAUGAGCGAACAAACCAAGUAUACUGCAGCAAUUUAAUCACAUCUUCAAAAUACACCGUUUACUCCUUUCUACCGAAACAGCUCAAGGCCCAGUUUUCCAAAAUCGCCAAUUGCUACUUUAUGGUUGUGGCCAUCAUGCAAAUGAUUCCAGGCUGGUCAACCACGGGCCACUACACAACAAUCAUCCCCCUUUGCAUAUUUAUGUCGAUAUCGAUUGCCCGCGAAGGUUUCGACGACUGGAAGAGACAUGGUCACGACAAGGAGGAAAACAACAAAUUUACCACCGUUGUUCGAGAAGAUGUCGAACUUGGCAAUUACGAUGCACAAUCCAUCACCACUAUUUUAACGGAGACGAUUCCUGUUGUUCCUCGACCUGGUGCCCUGGGCAAAGGUUCCCUAGCAGUGCAAAACAUCCUGUCCAACAACUCGUCAUUUUCGGACAUUUUGGAGGCAGCAGGCGACGACUCCCUGCACCACGAGAGCCUUUCAUACACCAACAAGCACGCCAUGAAGCAAUACAACCUCAAGGAAAUCUCGACAAAGUGGAAAAACGUCAAGGUUGGCGACGUGGUGAAAGUGAAUGAAGACGAGUGGUUUCCUGCCGAUAUGAUCUUGAUCGCCACUAGUAACACAGAGACGCAAGAGGCAUUUGUAGAAACGAUGGCCCUUGAUGGAGAAACGAACCUCAAAUCCAAAGUUCCGCACCGUGAUAUCGCGGAAAAGGCAUCGACGGCACCAGGCUUGAAAAAAUUGCACGUUUUGGUGACUACCGAAGAUCCCAAUAUCGAUCUCUACAAUUUCGAAUCGUCUUUUGAAAUGAAUGACCAGAUACACCCGUUGGGGCCCGAUAACGUUGUCUACCGUGGCAGCAUAUUGCGAAACACCAAAUCCGUCUUGGGGCUCGUUGUCUUUACCGGCGAAGAGACCAAGAUCCGCAUGAACAAUAUCAAGAAUCCACGCACCAAGGCCCCAAAGUUGCAAAAGAAUAUCAACUACAUUGUGAUUUUCAUGGUGUUUGUGGUGAUUAUGCUCUCGGCAUUCUCGACAAUGGCCCAGCGUAUCCAGCACCACGACACCAAGGACCGCGCGUGGUACUUGUACCAUCAAGACGCAGGCGUGGCUGCCACGUUGAUGGGCUUUAUCAUCAUGUACAACACGUUGAUCCCGUUGUCGCUUUAUGUCACGAUGGAGAUUAUCAAGGUUAUGCAACUUUGCUUUUUGCAGUUUGACAUUGACAUGUACCACCAGGAAUCAAACACUCCAGCAGAGGCCAAGACAGCGACGAUUUUGGAAGAAUUGGGUCAAGUUUCUUAUAUAUUCAGCGAUAAAACUGGGACCUUGACGGAUAACAAGAUGGUUUUUAGGAAAUUUAGCGUGUGCGGGGUGAGUUUUUUGCAUGACUUGGAUCUAAUGCUCAGUGAGCGCACCAGCAAUAAGCCAGUCAUGAACCCGUUGGUUGCUUCUAGAGCCAGCAUGCAUUUGACUCGAUCUGCUGCUCGCAAUCAAAAGCAAUCUGAACCUGCAGAUGGCAUGGCGAAACCAAGAAUGAGCACCACGUCGUUGGCGCGUGAGAGUAUGGAUGUGAGACGUUCUGGCUUUAGCACCAAGACUUGGGUCUCCACCGCGCAGCCAAACAAAGUACAGGACAUUUCCAACUCGCUUCAAUUGUUGCGGUACCUACAAUCUCAUCCGCAAACACUCUUUGCCAAAAGGGCGAAAUUUUUCCUCUUAUCGCUCGCCAUUUGCAAUACGUGUCUCCCAAGAAAAAAGGACAAAAAUGCAUUGGCCAAGACCUCGCAACGACGGUUGAAUGAGUCGUUUUCUUCUUUGGAGGAGGUCACCGAGGAGGAUCAAGAGGCAGGACCAGAUGACGCAUCGAUUGUUUACCAGGCUGCGUCUCCCGAUGAAUUGGCGUUGGUGCAAGCUGCGCGGGACUUGGGCUACGUGGUGUUUGAUCGACAAGCCGACGUCUUGACCAUCAAAACGUACCCCAAUGGGUUUGAAGACGAUGCCGUGUUUGAAGAGUACCGCGUCUUGGACGUGAUUGAGUUCUCGUCGGCGAGAAAGAGAAUGUCUGCCAUUGUACGGUUCCCCGAUGGCAGAAUCUGCUUGAUUUGCAAAGGUGCCGAUAAUGUCAUUAUGGAAAAGUUGAAGAAUGCCAAGAUUGCCAAAUUGAAGGCAAAGGAAAUCUCAUUCCAAUCGCAGGAGAGGAAAAUGGAGGAGGCUGACGUCAUUUUGCAGUCGCGGUUGUCCCAGGAGAUGAUUGAUAAUCGAAAAUCGAUGCUGUCCAUCCGGCACAGUUUGAAUAUAGGAAGCGCAGUCUCGAACCGAAUGAACACCAUCGAUAACGCGUUGAUGGGGUUGGAGGAAGAGGAGAUUGAAAGUAUCGCCAACAAAGCGAGACAAUCGUUGCAUUUACAGCAAGCUCGACGCUAUACCUCAGAAAUCAGCGGGACUGAGCUUGCGCUCGACCAGCUGGACUUAACAAAGGGGAGAGAACAUGCUGCUUCUGCCAAUGGUCAAUCGAAUGGCACCUCGGCGCAAAUUCAAACACCCACAGCAAAUAUGAUUCCGAAUGAUAAACUCUUGGUCAAUGAAGAGUUUGUCAUUGAAAAAACACUUGAGCACAUUGAGGAAUUCUCAACUGAAGGAUUGAGAACUUUGCUUUACUCGUUUAAAUGGUUGGACAAGAAUGAAUACGAAGCGUGGCACACUGAAUACGCCAAGGCCAAGACGGAAUUGACCGAUCGCGCCAAGUUGGUUGAAAAAGUAGGUGGCCAGCUUGAAAACAACUUGGAGCUAAUUGGCGCAACAGCCAUAGAAGACAAGUUACAAGAAGGCGUGAGCGAGGCAAUCGUCAAACUUCGACGAGCAGGCAUUAAAUUGUGGAUGCUUACUGGUGACAAGCGGGAAACAGCCAUCAAUAUCGGCUACUCGUGCCGUCUCAUCAAGGAUUACUCAACGGUGGUUAUCUUGACCAACGACGAUGACCGCGAAACCAUAUUAAAGUUGAUCCAAUCGACACUAAGGGAAAUCAAAGGCGACCACGUUGCCCACUGUGUGCUUGUCAUUGACGGUGGCACUCUAGCUGACGUCGAAGCCGAUGCGGAAAUGUUCCCGCAGUUUCUCGAUCUUUGCGUCCACACGGACUCAACAAUAUGUUGCCGAGCCUCGCCCUCGCAGAAGGCCAGCAUGGUCAGCGCGGUGCGCAACUUAAACACCAAGGCCGUCACUUUGGCAAUUGGCGACGGCGCAAAUGACAUUGCCAUGAUACAAAGCGCAGAUAUUGGAGUUGGCAUCACUGGUAAGGAAGGGCUCCAAGCGGCGCGGUCUGCCGAUUACGCCAUUGCCCAGUUUCGAUUCUUGCUCAAGCUCUUGCUAGUCAAUGGUCGCUACAACUAUGUGCGGACGUCGAAAUUUGUGCUCUGCACUUUUUACAAGGAGUUGCUUUUUUAUUUGACCCAGUGCAUAUACCAGCGAAACACCUUGUUUUCAGGCUCCUCGAUGUAUGAAAGCUGGUCGUUGUCGAUGUUCAACACGUUGUUCACUUCGUUACCGGUGAUUUGCGUUGGGAUGUUUGACAAGGACUUGAAACCAGCAACGCUUUUGGCAGUGCCGGAGCUCUACUCCAAGGGCCGCUUGUACCAAGCAUUCAAUUUAAAAGUGUUUAUAGGGUGGAUGCUACUUGCCACGUUGCAAAGUCUCGGACUCACAUUUAUGGGCUUUUAUUGCUGGGGGUUCACUGCGUUGCGUGACAAUACGACAUUUGCGUUGGGCUCGUUGAUGUUUGCCGUUUUGGUGAUUGUCAUCAAUGCCAAAUGCACCAUAAUUGAAAUGCAGAAUCGGCAGUGGCUAGCAUUUGCCUCGUUCAUUAUCUCCGUCGGUGGAUUCGGCUUGUGGAACGUGUUGAUUAUGUUCCUUUACCGACUGAAGGAAUCGACAAUCUUUUUCGUUGCUUACGGGUUGUACGAAUGGGGGCGCGAUCAAAGUUGGUGGGCGGCCUUGUUGGUGUUUUUCAUGGUCCCCUUGUUAUUCGAUAUUUGCAUCAAACUAUUCAAGUUUAUGUUUAAGCCCAACGACGAUGAGAUUUUCCGAGUUUACGAGCAAGAUAUUGAAAUGAGGAGGUUUUUCGAACGGACCGCGUACAAGGAACUCUACCAAAGCUGGACGUUGCCACGCGACCAAUCCACCACCAAGGCAUUUAUUCUUAAACUCUUUAGCCAAAUCGGGUUGUGUGCAAAGAAACCAAAAUGUGAGCUUGAUGAUGAUAAUAUUGAAUUGAAGGAUAUCAACGCGACAGCAGACGGAGCUGCUGGGAAUGGAAAUGACUCGAGUGGCCGCAUGCAAUCUGCCAUCCAUAGGAAACGAGCAGGCACAAACCCCAUGGAUCACGAGUUGCCUCCCGGAAGUGGGGGCUACAAGAUAUACGGCGAGGAUUUCGUGCCUGGUGGUAUGGUGGACGAGGACGGGUACGAGACUUUACCUAGUGGCAAGCGGGUGCGCAUCAAGAAGAAGAAAAACCGUAGUGGCAAAUGGUCGUUGUCGAAAGCGUUCAAGAGGUCUACUACUGGUGGAGGCAUGGGCGAUGACGAUUCCGAUGAUUCGGAUGUUGACGCGAUUAUAAAUGAACGAUUGAGGAACUUGCGGAAUGAAGAAGAAGGGCAUUAG